AGAGGGCACUCUGUCUCCCAAGCAUUCUUGCCUCUUAAAAAAUGUUAUCUUCUUGCAGAAAAUGUGUUAUUUCCCUACCAAAAUGGUCAUGGAUAAACCAAAACGUUAUGGCUCGUGCAUCCUCAUCUUCUUUUAUCAAAAUACCCUCUCUAUUUGGUUCAAAGACGUCAAAAACAGCUGAUGUCCGUGAGGAAAAACAAGCAACGCCUGUCAGAAAGGAGUACUAUGUUCCUCGCAAGUUUGUUCCGAUGACAAGGAAAGCUCUUAUUAGAAGGAUAGUGGAAGAUGAGAAGCUAGUGAAUCCAACUGAUAGACACUACUUUCAAGGACUUGCAGAAGUUCUGGAUAAAAGCAUAGCUGGUAGUUUUCAUGCUGCUUUAGGGGAAUUGAAGGUAUAGUGUAAAAAGAUAUUGGCAGUGCCGGGUCUGAAGUACAGGUCACAAUUCCACAGGUCAAGAGUACUGGUCACUGCUCCAUCGAUAAAUUACAAACUACACAUAUUCCCCUCGAUCUAACAGAGCAUUUUGUUCAGAGAUUAGAGCUAGGAGACAGUUUUAAUGCUGUUUAUUUAUGGCCAUCCCGAUAAAAUGUUUUGUUUCCCAUCACCCGCGGACCGACCCAUUUUUUUCGACAAGUGAAAAAAAAAAAAAUUCCAGAUUCAUUAGUCAAAGAAGCAAGUACUUUAAUUUACAAGCACACAAUCUUGUUUUAUUGACAACAAUUGGUAUGAUCUGAUAUCCUUGUCUUUAAUAACAUCGAUACUAUGUUUUUAAAGGCUGCUUAGACCUUUGAUAGUUGAACAUGUUGAAAAGACCAUGCUUUCAAGUUGACUUUGUAACCAGGCUUUCUUACUUUGCAGCCCGGAACCCAGACCCCUUCAAGUGUUCAUUCUUUUUAUUUUGGCUUGGCCGACCAACCCACCAUCAAAAGAGACAGGGUGAUGGGAAAUGAAAUAUUUUAUUUGGAUGGCUUAUCUAUAUCAUGGUGACCUGUACUCUGACCUGUGGAAAAGUGACCUGUAUUUUAGACCCGCCAUACUGGCAGUGCAUAGAUACGCUAUUCUUUGUUGCUGGUCGGUGCAUUCUUGUAAUGAAUCAUUUAUUUAAAUGGUCAGUAGAAGUAGAAACAUAAUAAAGGGGGGUGGGGGGGGGAGGGGGGGGCAAGGGGAGGAUCUCAUCACGAGUUCAUGAACGCCAAUUUUGCAUUUCACAAGUCACUAAACAAAUGUUUAUUUUUUCACGCUUCUCAACAAAAAUGGAGGUUGUACAAAAUGUCAAAAAUGUUACGUUAGUCCCAUUUCAGAGACAGAGUGCUUCGAUUAUAUUUUAGCAAGUUAACUAGUUUUACGAACGUUAUGAAAAACACCUAUAAAUUCCCUAGGGAAGCCAGCUGUAGGUGGGUCUAAGCGUAGUGAAGUGUGAAGUUUUAUCAAAAGACUCGAAAGUGAAGUCAAGUAAAGCCACCAGAUGCGAGUUAAAGUCGUUUGCCCAAAUUAACGAUUUAUUUUCUUAGGUUGAUCUUCAAUGUAUGUGUAAACAAGGAUUUUGGCAGUUCAGGUUUUACAGAGAGCACUUCAAUCAUGAUUCACAGAACAGUUUUUCAGUACAUUACAAUUCACGGACACCUAAAAUAGUCAAUCACGGCAUCACAAAAAUAAGCUUGCCCCCCCCUCCCCUCUAAUAAGGGAUUAGUCCCUGCAGUGGUCAAAAGAAAAGGACACUCACAGUACCCCUAACCCCAACUCACCUCAUGUUAGAGAAUCCACAACAGUCUUGGAUUCUGGAUCCCAUGUUGUGGAUUCCGGAUCCUCUGUCAGUGCAACUUGGGUUCCAAAUUCCAAUCAGUAGCAGGAUUCCAGAUUCCUUGAGCUGUUCUGGAUUCCAUAGCCCAAGGAUGCUGGAUUCCACAACCAAAAUUUAAUUAGAUUCUGGAUUCCACGUGCAAAAAUAUCCCAGAUUCUUGAUUCCCUUACAUCGGGUGACUCCAUUGGCUCCUUUGUAGAGAACACGGAUCUAGAACUGAGCCUUUCUAAUUUCGCCUUAUUUUUAAUUAAUUACAGGUAUUAUAUGACCCUCUAAACCCCGACAAAGAGACCUUAACACUGCAAAAUAUAUCAAAGCAGGAAAGGCUGGAUAAUGAGUUCUGGUUAUUAGAGAAGCUAUCCCAACUCCUUGAGAAGGCUCACUUCUAUGAGCUUCCUGUUGAAGAUGUACGUGAUGCGCUGAGAGAGCAUGAUGCUGGUGACGGGGUACUGGUUAGUGUGGAUCCAAAGAAGUACGAUGUACUGAGGAUUUGGGUCGUUGGAAAGGAAUUUGAACCUGUUGAUAACGGUCGUCUGUAUUCUAGAAUUGCCACUGGAGUAGUGCAUUGGUUUAGGCCACCCAAACCGGCUGAAAGGUACAAGCGAGUGGUCAUUGCAAUUCGUGCCAAGAAACAGAGCAAACUUUUGCUCAAGUCCUUUAAGGAUAUUCGCUGUGCAAACCUGGAGCACUUACUGCCCGAUGGUAAGAUCAGAAUGAAUCAGUUUGAUCAGCGAGUGUUGACUGGAAUGUUUGCAGUUGGUGCCACCAGUGCAGUGAUCAAGCUGGUGUCUUUCCUGGCAGAUUAUAAAAUUUCCUGGACUUAUAUCGCCAUAUCUGUAGCUGCUCUUGUGGCUCUAAGAGCAUGGAACAUGUACAAGAAUAAGAGAAAUUCUUACCUCGUUCGUUUGGGGCAGACCUUGUAUUUCAAGUCCAUUGCUAACAAUUGUGCUUUACUCACACUGUUAGCUGAUAGAGCUGAGGAUGAAGUUUUCAAAGUCACAUUACUGGCAUACAGUUUCCUUCAGGCUUCAUCAAAGUUACAGGUAUCAUCAGGUAUGGUUUUCGGCAUUGACUACUUUUUAUAAGUAUCAUGCAAUUGAACCUCCUGUAAGCAUCCAUUCAAAAUGCAAAGAUUUAGUGGUUGGUUACAGAAGGUGGCCACAUACAAGAAUUAAACUACAGGAGCCUCUUGUGAGAAGAAUAUAUGUGUAUACAUGUGUAGCUCCAUGUUGUCACUAAAUGUUGUUGCAUAGUACAUACUGCAAACAUAGAAAUGGCUAUAUAAAAGUGUUGCCUACAAGGGAUUAAAACAAUGGAAAGUUUUAAAACCAUCACCCCAAAAAGUGGUUUUGGUCGCUUACUAGAGGUGGUAGUUAAUUAAUUAAAAUCUAAUUUAUUUUAAUUGUGUAGUUCCAGAAAAUAUCCAUACCCCCCCCACGGAGGGUUGUUUACAGUUUGAGCCCCCACCCCUCCGGAUUUUCCGUUCCAGAGGGAUUCAGGUUGCUCCCCCCUACCCCCUGGAAUUUCCAUGAUUUUUUCACUUGGUCGCCCCUACCCCUAGGAAAUUCCAAAUCCACAAAUAAAAAGACUUCAUUGAUUUAUUUUGGUCUACUUAGUGCCGAAAUAAAAUUUAGCCGCAGCCGAUUAUAGUUACAAUUCAGAUGAAGACGUAAAGCGGCAUAAUUUUCACGUAAGCGAUUUGGCCAUACCACACUUGCUAUUUCAUGGAACAUUAUUUAUGGAGAUAUUCGCUAGGUAAGGUACAAAAUUACUGGAGGAGGCUAUGAGAUUUAAUUUUCUUAAAAAUGACCGUGGAAAAUUCUAGACGUAUGAAUAGACGCGCCUCUCGCUUCCUCUAUUUUGAAAUGUUCAAACUCUAACAACUGAGCUUAUUAACACUAUAGUUCUGGCAGCUGACCUUUCGUCUGCUUAAUUGACAGAAGAUUUCAUUCAAAAAUAUCUAAGAAAGUACUGAAAGUUGACGGUAUCAUCAACGUUUUGUAACCUAGUCGAAGUUUGUAAUUUAUGCAUAGACGAAACAACGUAUCGAAUUACUUUAAACACGAAAUGACUAUAAUAUUACAUCAUUCUUGUUUUUGCUGUCGAAGCAAAACUCAGGAAUUGACUCGAUGCUAAUCUCCAUGAUAUUUUUGUACUUUGCAGGUGUAAUUUUAUCUACAUGUAGUAUAAUGUGCGAACAGUACUGCUAACAAAUGUUGUUUUCCUGUGUGGAGCCGUGAAGUGACUUCGCUUAUCAGCGGGAAUCAUAAUCCGUCACGCAACAUGUUUUUUAAAAACUUAAGUUCGUCUUUCAACAGGAAUACUUCAAUAAAGUUGUACGCUUUAUCUCUGUAGUUUGUAAAUGAUAGUAAAUUUCACGCCUUACAGUUUUUUUUUUAACUUUUUUAAUUUCAUGUGUAAAACGUACUUUUCAAGUUCAUUCCGGUAACUAAACAACGAAAUGAAAUCUUCGCCGUCUCUCAUCGCUGUUCACGGUUACAAAAAAAAAUUGCUUAAAACAAAUGGCAUCGUAUCGACUUUGCUAACGUUUCCAAACUCGUAACUACACAGAAAACGAUAAAACCAUGCGAUAAUCUAGUUAUUGAAGCUUUGAAAUUCGCGGGAAAUUGUUUGACUCGACGUCGAACGUGCUCAGAGGUGUGCCUCGGAGCUGUACGUGUCAUCUGGCGCCGGGAUAAUAAUAGAAAAUAUAUGACAAGGAAUCCUACGUCUAUUUCCACGGAUAGAACUUUUGGUUUUUCUUGGCUACCCCGAAUCAAUUGGAAAAAUACGUAAGUGUUCAUUCGAUCGCAUUUCAAACCCUCUGGAAAGAAAAACUCUUUAUGUACCCCCCUCCCCUUCAGAAAUUUGUCUCUUUUAGACCCCCCUACCCCUAGGAAAUUCCGUGACCCUCCGUGGGGGGGGUAUGGAUAUUUUCUGGAACCACACAUUUCAAUUUAAUUUUGAUUCAAAUGAGGUUGAUUCGCAAUUUUCUUUGUCUCCUAGCCCUUGAAGACAAAGGGAAUUAAAAGUCAUCCUUGAUUAAAAAUUGUUGGCCUAAAACUAACAAACAAAUACAGCAGAUUACAAACGUUGCCAUUUAAUUUAUCUAAUUAUUUUUAAAUUCACAAUGCUCCUGUGAAAAAUAAGUUUGUUUUUGCUGUAUAAUAAGUCCUGUUUUCACCAGGCAUGUUUCCAAGGUCAGUUUGGUUGGAAAUUGCUCUUUUUUGGCAUUUUUAUAGACAUUGACUUCUUCUUGGUCCAUACAUAGAAAAGAGACCUCACAACAAAAAUCUUCGUAGGUAUCUAGCCAUCUUGAACUCAUGCAUACCAGUAUGAACAGUAAAGUUAAAAAAUGUAAUUUUUGUUGGCGUAGGUGAGGGUAUGACAGCUAGCGAAUUAAAAUUGCAUGUGGAAGACUGGAUGAGAAAAUUUCAAGUAAAGGUCAUAUAUGAUCCAUCAGAAGGAGUAAAACAACUUGAAAGCCUUGGACUUCUUGUAACAAAACAAAAAGGUAAUAAACAACAUCAUUAUUGAAGAGGUCAGUUUUUCAAAAAACGGUUUGUGUCAUGUAUGAUGUUUACAUUUUUUGUUUGUUGCAUACAUAAUAAAUAAAAAAAAUAAUAAUGAAUAAUGAUAGAAAGGUAGCACAACCAUUUAUUUUACAGUUUACAUUUACGGUGUACAGCCUUAUUAACCCCUCACAUUUGAGGAUCAUUGGCUGGAUUGGUCAGCCAAAAAAAAAAGUUAACUUACAAUGUAAUAGGCUAAUAAACAGGUAGAUGAUUGCGGCAGCUUGGGCUUUGAAAGUGUCUAAAGAGCAGUGUUCGCUAAAGACAGAAGCCAGCAAAUUGUUCCACUGAAUAAUUGUUCUUGAGAAAAAGGAUAGAUUCAUAGAGGACAGGCUAGUUUGAAGCGGGAUGAAACUUUGCCAGUGUGAGCGACGUGAUCUGCGCGUGACAGGGUGCAGAAGCCCUUGAGUUAACAGAGAGGAGCCCACAUACGUAAUGGUUCAGAUCUUUGACUACCAUUCCUGGUCGAAUUGGAAUUUGGAAAUGUUGAUUCUUGAGAAGAGGGGAAAACUGGAAUACCCCCAAAAAACCUUUCAGAGCAAAGGCGAGAAUGAACAACAAACUCAACCCACAUGUGGUAUUCACACCUGGGUUUGAACCUCGACCACAUUGGUGGGAGGCGAUUGCUCUCACCACUUGCACCAUCCUUGCUUCCCACACCACCCUAGCUCAUACAUGGAAAUUAAAUAAAGAUAUUAAUAUUAAUUCUUGAUGAUGAAUGUGCAAUUAUUUCAGGAUAAUUUAUUAUGAGUGGGUCAGGGGCUUGGAAAAAACAAAUAGAGUUGAUUUAUUUGUUCAAGGUAGCAAUGCUUUUUUAUUCUCCUCAAAAUGUACAGGUGAACAGCAAAUAUUAAGUGUGCCGUCAGUGUAUGAUGCUUUUAUGCAACUACCAAAUCCAACACAACCAAUGAAGAUAUCAGCUGAGAGAACAGAAGAACUUGAUGUGGAACUCACUGAUGUAGCUACAACUGAAGAAGAAAUAGAACAAAUGCAAGACAAACAGCGAGAGGAGCUAGAACAAAAGAAAUUGAGCUGGGAUUGAUUUGUUCCCCUUGCUAGACAACAGUAAAACAUUUUGUCAAGUUCACUUAGAAAGUUUCCUGCGUCACAGGUGUAAAUAAACUUUGGUUAGUAACAUCUGCAAAGCAGUGUGGAUAUCCUUGCUCUCAGCUCCCAAUGGACUCAACAAAUUACCAGAAGUGUGUUUUGAAUUUCCAUUCAUCUUGAUUGGCAAAUAGACCAUGGCUUUUUUAACCAGCCAAUCAUGACACAUACUCAAAUCUUGGUACAUGUACACCAUUGGGGGCCCAGAACAAGGAUUUCGGUACUGUUUUGCAGACAGACUUAAAGGGCAAACAAAUAUGUCUCCUGAGCAUUAUUUUUGAAGUUGCAAGCAGCAGGGAUCAACUUUGAAAGACUGUUGGGCUGAACAGUUUUCAAAAACCAGAAUUCAUUUCGGUCUUCUUCAGUUUUGCCCAUCCGUGGAAUCUGUUGUUUCUGUUAUGUUAUUUUAACCUUCCUUUAAAGUUUUAAGACGUUAUUUUUAUGUUUCUCUUAGUUUAAUGGCCAUUUUGUAAUUUCCUAAUGUGGCUGAAUUUCAUGACACAGCUCCUUUAACCGGAGUUAAGUUUUGUCUGUGGCACAGGCUAAUUAUAGAAAGUUGUCCAUUGUCUCCCAAACUCAUCACAUCGGUCGUGAUUGGGGUGCCAUAAUAGGUCACUAUGCUUCACACUUCUCAACUGUAAAAUGGAAG
This is a messenger RNA of Porites lobata, 7127 nucleotides long. NCBI's taxonomy places the organism in Eukaryota, Metazoa, Cnidaria, Anthozoa, Scleractinia, Poritidae. The record is from the annotation of a GenBank genome assembly.